AUGCGCGUGAAAUCGUCAUGCACCCGCUAUUCUAGGAAGCAAUGGGCCGUCUCUCGUCCGCAACUCUCCAAAACCAUUGUCUUCAGCAUCGGGCCCGGUGCCACAGCGCAACCUCUACACCGUGACGACUCGAUCCAUCAGCGUGUUCCUAAGGCUGUGGAUGUGUACUCCGAGGGCCGCGAAGGUUUGCUACGCGAUAGUAGCAUUGGAUUCUUUGUGGCCGGCAAGAAAGCUACCAAAGCCAAUAGCGCCACUCGAUUCAUUCCAGGAAGUCACCUAUGGGACCACGACGCCCCGCCAAAUGAGGACUUGUGUGACUUUGCAGAGAUGAAACGUGGUGAUGCAUUCCUGAUGAUGGCCUCGUGUUUCCAUGGUGGAUCUGCCAACACCACGGCCGAUGAGAAGCGACUCAUUUUCUCAACCUUUAUGACCAAGGGCUACUUGCGGCAAGAAGAGAACAUCUAUCUCGCCGUGGAUUUGGAUGUCAUGAAAAAAUAUCCAGUUGAGAUUCAGAAAGUCGCUGGAUACAGCCUUAGCGAGCCAUUCUUGGGAUGGGUGGAUUCAGCAGACCCUCGCAAGCUGCUGGACAAGGAGAUGCCUACCAAUACCGACAUGUGGACAGGCAUCGAGGAGCCGAAGGAACUCAUCGCGGUCUAA
Penicillium arizonense is the source of this 657-nucleotide messenger RNA. RefSeq lists its product as uncharacterized. The record is from RefSeq and is a predicted model, not a curated record. Bases 1 to 657 code for a protein of 218 amino acids. Lineage: Eukaryota; Fungi; Ascomycota; Eurotiomycetes; Eurotiales; Aspergillaceae. The transcript has 2 exons.